AUGAAGGCAUUGAAAGUAGCGCUUAUAGGAAAUCCCAAUGUGGGGAAAACGACCUUAUUUAAUAGGUUGUGUGGAGUUAAUCAGAAAACAGGCAAUUAUCCAGGUGUAACAGUAGAUAAAAAACAAGGGAGUUUUGUUCACCAUACUCAUUCUAUUGACCUAAUAGAUUUACCAGGUUUUGAUAGUAUGUACCCCAAAUCGUUAGACGAAGAAUUAGUUGUUAAAUUUUUGAAAGAAAAUUCUGGAAAAACUGAAGUGAAUAAAUUAUUAUUCAUAGCAGACGGAACGAACAUCAAAAAGAAUCUAUACUUGUUAUCUCAGGUUAAAGACUUAGGCUAUGACAUUGUAUUGGCGAUUAAUAUGAUGGAUGUGGCUAAGAGGAAGGGAAUAAUGGUUGACACGCAAUCAAUAGCUAAGGAGUUUGGAAUUCAUGUGGUGAGCAUUUCAGCAAGAAGGGGGGAAGGGAUAGAUGAAUUAAAGUCAACCCUUUUAUUAGAUUCUCCACCAACAAAGGUUGAUGAACUUGUAUACCUUAGACCUGAAAACCAUAAACUUUUAAAACAGUAUGCGGAAGAGAAAGGCAUAAACAAUCUAUAUAGAGCUUUUUUGGAAAUUACUCAGGAGAAUAAUAUGACCGAGGUAAAUAGUAAAAAGUGGAAAACUGAAGAAUCAAUUUUAAGGUAUCAAUACGUUAGAAGGGUGAUUAAUGCAUCAAUUAAGGUAGAUAAGUCAUUGGCUUCUGAUAUGACCACAAGGGUGGAUAAAAUUCUUUUGCACAAGGUUUUUGGUACCAGCAAUUAUGGCUACUAG
Messenger RNA from Penaeus vannamei (Pacific white shrimp), 810 nucleotides. Lineage: Eukaryota; Metazoa; Arthropoda; Malacostraca; Decapoda; Penaeidae. The record is from RefSeq and is a predicted model, not a curated record.